Molecule: messenger RNA, 3129 nt
Organism: Salvelinus namaycush (lake trout)
Lineage: Eukaryota; Metazoa; Chordata; Actinopteri; Salmoniformes; Salmonidae
Product: disks large-associated protein 2-like
Exons: 10
Coding region: 64-3129 (1021 amino acids)
Biological process (GO): signaling
Cellular component (GO): postsynaptic specialization; glutamatergic synapse
Molecular function (GO): molecular adaptor activity
Source: RefSeq, a predicted model, not a curated record
UAUUCAUGGUCUCCCUCUCAGCACUUCGAUGAAGAAAGCAACUCCCCUCCUCCACCCAGGAACAUGAAGGCUCUAUCGGGCGGGCGGCCCAGCCAGCUCCAGAUCACCUCGGCUCACACCUGCGGCCUGGCCGACUGCGAACACUCCCUGGACCACCAUGACUCCCGCACCCCCUCUUACCUCCUCAGCCCCACAGAGAGCUGUCCCAUGGAGCACCGCCGCUGCUCCCCCCAUAGCUCCAUCCACUCUGAGUGCAUGGCGAUGCCCGUCUCCGUCUCCAUGGCCAACACAGACCACUCCAUCUCCAGCAGCACCUUUCCCAGGAUGCAUUACAGUUCCCACCACGACGGCAGCGGGUCACGGGACAGUGGUGGUGGUGGAGGAGGUGGUGGUGGUGGAUCACGGGAUCGAGACGAGUGUGGCUCGUCGCACGGCGGCAGCGGUAAAAUGAACAGAAUCCCGGCCAACCUGCUGGACCAGUUUGAGAAGCAACUUCCGUUACAUCGCGACGGCUUCCACACACUGCAGUACCAGAAGACACACACCACCACCACGGAGCAGCGCAACGAGAGCCCUGGGAGGAUCCGACACCUGGUCCACUCUGUCCAGAAGCUCUUCACCAAGUCCCACUCCCUGGAGGGCUCGUCCAAGAUGAAUGGCACCAAGGGGGACUCGCACCGGGAAGGCUCCCACCACCACCAUCCCAACCACCAUGGACACCACAAACACAGCAAGCGCAGUAAGAGCAAAGAGCGUAAGUCAUCAGACAGCAGCGGGAAGCAGCGCUCCGGGGUGGCGGGCUGGUGGAGCUCGGACGAUAACCUGGACAGUGACAGUACGUACCGGACGCCCAGCGUUAUGUCCCGCCAACAGGUGGACCACAUCAGCCACUGCUACCCCGACUCUGUCCACAGCCACUACGGGAACCUGUCGCUCAAGACCUCCAAGAGCAACAACGAUGUGAAGUGUUCCGCGUGUGAGAGCGUGGCCAUGGCUCCUGAAGGGAAGUUCAUGAAGAGGAGCUCCUGGUCAACGCUGACUGUCAGCCAGGCCAAGGAGGCCUACAGGAAGUCUUCCCUCAACCUGGAGAAACCCAUGACGCCCACAGACCUCAAGCCCAACCUCAGGCCCUGCCACUAUCUACAGGUACCUCAGGAUGAGUGGAGUGGUUACCCAGGGGGAGGUAAGGACGAUGAGAUCCCCUGCCGGAGGAUGAGGAGCAGCAGUUACGUCAAAGCCAUGGGUGAUGAUGAGAGUGGAGAGUCUGACUCCAGCCCCAAGACGUCCCCCGUGAAGACGGUCCGGCCAGACGCCCUGGUCAAGUCUGUCAUGCAGAGACCACUCCUAGACUCCCAGAGUCAUAACUACCACUUGCAGGCCUCAAGAGACAUGCACCCCCACCACCCCAGCAUGGCCCUGGAGCCCUCCACCAACUACAACUCCCAGCAGCCACCUCUCCCAGCAGCCCAGUUCCGCUCCAGGAACCAGAGCUACAUGCGGGCGGUCAGCACUCUCAGCCAGGCCAGCUGUGUUAGCCAGGUGAGCGAGACAGAUAUAAACGGUCAGUUUGAGUCAGUAUGUGAGUCGGUGUUCAGUGAGGUGGAAUCCCAGGCUGUGGAGGCUCUGGACCUGCCCGGCUGUUUCCGGACAAGGAGCCAUAGCUACCUGAGGGCCAUCCAGGCUGGCUACUCCCAGGAUGAUGACUGCAUCCCCACCAUGACCUCCUCCACUGUCACCUCCACCAUCAGGUCCACCACAGCGGUCACGUACACGAACAACUACAAGAAGACGACCCCUCCGCCGGUCCCACCCCGCUCCACCUCAGGCUCCAAGCCCCUCAUCUCCGUCACUGCCCAGAGCAGUACAGAGUCCACCCAGGACACGUACCAUGAGGGCAGGCACCCUCGAGGAUGGGGGGACGGGCUGGGCCUGAGCCUGGGCAGGGCCCUGUAUAACUCCACAGACAGCCUGGACAGUGCCAAGGCCGUGACUAUAGCCAUGGAGGCAGCUGGGCUGAGGUCUGGGAAGAGGCACCCGUCCACAGACCGUCACAGUCACAGCUCAGUGGUGACCUGUGAUAAAGCCAUCCUGGUGUCCAAGGCUGAGGAGUACCUCAAAACACCACGCUCCUCCAUAGGGAUACAGGUGGAAGCAGCCACCGACUCGGAGUCAGAAAGUAAAGGGUCGAAGGAAUACCAUUCUGUGGGGAUCCAGGUGGAAGCUGACAGACGAGUGCAGGGCAGGUUGAAGCGCUCCAAUAGUGUAACAGCCUCUGUGCAGGCUGACAUGGAGAUGGAGGGGUUUCCCACCAUGGAGGACAAGGGCCUACAAUUUGGAGGGGGCUUCCUAGGGGGGCACUCUGAGCCCAGCACGCCCACCCAGUAUGGGGUGCGCACCGUCCGCACCCAGGGCCUCUUCAGCUACCGGGAGGACUACCGGACCCCUACGGAGCCCCCUUGCCCCCAGCAGACCUCCAACGAGACCACCUGGCAGCUAGAGCCCCCCUCCCCCAGGGAGCCAGCAGAGUUGUCGGGCGAGUCGUGCCGGACGUCCCCCGCCUUGCGGAGGGAUGGAAGCUGGUUCAUGCAGCUGCUCCACGCAGAGACCAAGAGGAUGGAGGGAUGCUGUAAAGAGAUGGAGGCAGAGGCGGAGGAGAACGACCUCUCUGAGGACAUCCUAGGUAAAAUCAGGAGUGCGGUGGGCAGUGCUCAGCUCCUCAUGUCUCAGAAAUUCCAGCAGUUUUACUGGUUGUGUCAGCAGAACCUGGACCCCAGUGCCAUGCCCCGCCCCACCUCUCAGGACCUGGCUGGAUUCUGGGACCUCCUGCAGCUGUCCAUUGAUGACGUCACCACCAAGUUUGACGAGCUGCAGCAGAUAAAGAACAACGACUGGAGGCCCGUGGAGAAGAGCCCAGAGAAAAGGUUACCACCUGUCGCACCAAAGAAGUCCAUGAUCGGGAAGAGAGGCGUGACACGGGAGAAGUCUCUUGACCUUCCAGACCGCCACCGCCUGGAAGCACGCAGGAGGCUGAUGCAGGCCAAGCGGGCGGCUUCCUUCCGUCAGAACUCGGUGUCAGAGAGAGCAGACAGCAUCGAGAUCUACAUCCCUGAGGCCCAGACUCGCCUUUGA